CCACCAUGUCCACCAGCAACAUGGAUUUUUCUUGUGGAUCCACUGCUCGAUACUCGCAUGAUUUCACGAUCCCUUCUCUUCGUGCAAAUGAACAAUCUUCGAGUAGAUUCAGACCACAGGCUCCCAUGCCCCUAUCUUCAUCACUAGCUCAAGCUUCACCAGAUUCAUUCGAUGAUCCGCACACAUUUGCAGGCUCUACUCCUUCUGGAUUCUCUGGUGUGAGUUGCUUAAUUUUUUGAUACUGUCAGCUCCCAGAUUAUGUUCUAGGGCGCAUAUAUGCACCAGGCCACACCAAAUUUCAUUACAGCACGGCAGGUGCAUGCCCUUCAAGAACAGCUCUCUAUAUACCAAGCACAGCUCACGGAGACUCAACUCGAGUUAAGCAAGACUAUUACCGAACGCGACACUAUCAAGGCAUCUUUUACUGAACUUAUCAGUGUACUGCGACUCCCGGAUUCCACUGACCCACUGAGUUUCAGUCUCGCAGACGACACAUUAACAGGACACAACAAAGCCUGUCCUUCGAAAGACUCUCACCCGAAAAUCUGUUUCUGGAGUCAAGCAGAUUAUGACAAAUACAUUGAGAAUGCUGAGUCUGGGACUGGGACUCGGGGUAAAGCCCCUUGGCUAGAGCUCGAGGAUGGUAGACCUGUCACAAUCGAGCAACUCAAAGCAAUUCGUAAGGUUCUGCGCGCAGCCUGGGCUGAAUUGGUUGUUCAGAAAUUGGCUCCACCCACCUGGUCAAGGAUCUGUGCUACUGGCAAGAAGCUCGUAUUCGAUAUCAUGGUGAAACAGUUCCCACUAUUCCUAUUCGACCACUGCGGCUGGAAACUCGAGCUGCUUUGCAUCACUGAUUACUCAUCCUGGCGGAAGAACAAUCUUGGGACUGACAGAAACUGGAAGGACGUACCAGGGAAGCUCUCAGCCAAGGAAGAGCAUAUCGACGACUUGGAUGAACUUGAGGUGUUGGAAUUGAAACGCACUGAAGCCCGGGCUAAAGGAAAUGGCAAGCGGCGCCUGUCUGACGACAGCAAAACCCUGGUCCGACAAGACCGUUUGAAGAAACCUAAAUUUGACUCAGCACUGUCUCCCCUGCUUCCCAUUGAACUGAAAGUCGACCCUGGUACUAUAUCACGACCUUUACUCUCGACUGAUGCUAUGCCCCUGCAUCCAGAUCAAGAUUCUGAGCCUGGCACUAGCGCCAACAUCUGUGUUCCUUCGCCCAUUGAUGAUUGUCUUGCCCUCGAAAAUACUCGCAUCACGCCAACCUACCCACGCGAUGCAUCUGCCCCACCAUUUGGAGUCCACUUACCGCAGCCCACUCCACAAGGCUCAUCUCUUCCCAGAUCGCCUUUACAUCCGACCGUGUCUACUUCUGAAAAUAAGACCUUGCCGACUUGUCACACACCAGGAACAUCUCGGAACAUACAACUUGAAUGUGCCGACAAAGAGAAUGAGAUUAUAUUGCAGGAUCCACUGGCUGAUAUUUUCGGACCUAACGGAAUCGCCAAGACAGUCCCUGCCCCAGCACUUAGCCCAAUCAAGAAGACAAACGACGAUGGACCAAGUGCAUCUAACAACAAGUUAGCUGCAAAAGCGGACGGAAAGAAGAAGAUGCGACCAGGUGCCGCGAAGAACGCUCGAAACUUAUGCGCAUGGCGUUGGCUGAAGCAGGUGAACGAGACGAGUGGAACAACCGAAGAAUUCCGCAUGUAUUGGGCGGCACUCACGCCCGCACAGCAAGAUGAGUACAAGGCCGACGCAGAGCGGUUGCAGAGCGCAGGGACGUGGACAAAGGGUUCUGAUUGUGCCAUCUGCAACGGCGCACUAUACUAGUAUGUUUUCCCCUGCAUUGUAUGUCUUUUUCAUUGCCUAUUGCUGUCCUGCCUGCAUGUUUUCACCCUGCUUUCGUGCCCCCGCCCUGCGGUUUGCUAUUUCUGACUGCACUGUAACAUCCCAUGUCAUCCGAUCCUGUCCGAUGUCGUCACAAUACAUUGCAUUUGCUUGAC
Messenger RNA from Suillus subaureus, 2009 nucleotides. RefSeq lists its product as uncharacterized. Lineage: Eukaryota; Fungi; Basidiomycota; Agaricomycetes; Boletales; Suillaceae. The record is from RefSeq and is a predicted model, not a curated record. The transcript has 6 exons. The coding region runs from base 277 to 1836 and encodes 519 amino acids.